This is a messenger RNA of Coffea eugenioides, 816 nucleotides long. Its product is annotated as probable glutathione S-transferase parC. The record is from RefSeq and is a predicted model, not a curated record. Gene Ontology annotation, cellular component: cytoplasm. NCBI's taxonomy places the organism in Eukaryota, Viridiplantae, Streptophyta, Magnoliopsida, Gentianales, Rubiaceae. Bases 74 to 769 code for a protein of 231 amino acids. Gene Ontology annotation, biological process: glutathione metabolic process. The transcript is spliced from 2 exons. Gene Ontology annotation, molecular function: glutathione transferase activity.
CAUCAAUUUUCUUAAAAAAAACUAGCAAACCAGAGAAAACUCCUCCUCCUGCUUCAUACCAUCCUCUGAGAAAAUGGCUGGUGAAGAGGUGAUUUUGUUGAGUGUCUAUCCGAGCAUGUUCAGUAUGAGGGUCAGAAUAGCACUAGCUGAGAAGGGUGUCAAGUAUGAACUCAAGGAAGAGGACUUGACGAACAAGAGCCUGCUUCUUCUUGAGAUGAAUCCUGUUCACAAGAAAGUUCCAGUUUUGAUUCAUAAUGGAAAGCCAAUACUUGAGUCCCUUAUAAUUGUCCAGUACAUAGAUGAGGUAUGGCAUGACAAGAAUCCAUUGGAACCAUCUGAUCCUUAUGAGAGGGCUCAAGCAAGGUUCUGGGCUGACUUUAUUGACAAGAAGGUUUUUGAUCCAGCAAGAGGGAUCUGGGCAACAAAGGGUGAAGAGCAGGAGGCAGCCAAGAAGGAAUUCAUAGAGAUUCUGAAAAUAUUGGAAGGAGAACUUGGGGAAAAACCUUAUUUUGGAGGUGAAACUUUUGGGCUCGUGGAUGUGGCUCUUAUUCCUCUAUACAGUUGGUUUUAUGCCUUUGAGACCUGUGGAAACUUCAAGAUUGAGAGCCAAUGUCCAAAGCUUGUGGCUUGGGCCAAAUUUUGUAUGCAGAGGGAGAGUGUGUCCCAGUCCCUUUCUGAUCCUCACAGUGUUUAUGAUACUGUCCUUUUUCUGAAGAAGAUGUUUGGGAUCGAAUCGAUUACCACACAAUGUUCCAUUUUCUUACUGUAGAUUAUUCACGAAAAUAAUUUGGGAGACCAAAGAUGUGAUGGUUUUGU